Messenger RNA from Penicillium olsonii, 657 nucleotides. The record is from the annotation of a GenBank genome assembly. Lineage: Eukaryota; Fungi; Ascomycota; Eurotiomycetes; Eurotiales; Aspergillaceae.
AUGACAAGCCCCGAUUAUUACAAGAUCUUGGGCAUCACCCAAGAUGCGACCCAACAACAGAUCCGCACUGCCUACAAGAGGGAAUCACUGAAGUCCCACCCGGAUCGAGUCCCCGCCGACUCACCAGAGCGACCAUCCCGCACCAGGAAGUUCCAAGACAUCAACGACGCCUACUAUACCCUCUCUGACCCCACGCGUCGUCGCGAAUAUGACUCCACUCGCGCCUUUGAGACGGAGACUGAAGCGGAGGAAGAAGUCCCACCCGGUGGCUUCUCUUGGUCCAACUUUGGAUUCGGUGGUACUGCAGGUGGCAGUCGCGAUGAACGGGACAGUAGCCAAUUCGGGUCGGUCUUCGAGGAGAUGCUGAGAGAGGAAGGUCUUGCGGAGGAAGAUGACGGCCAAGGCGGCCGAAGGACUCGCCCAACCGGGAGGUUCUGGGCUCUCGUGGGCGGUGUCAGUGGAGGUGCCAUGGGCUUCAUUGUCGGCAACUUUCCUGGCGCCCUCGCUGGUGCUGUUGCGGGUAAUCGCCUAGGUGCUGUCCGUGACGCAAAGGGCAAGAGUGUCUAUGAGGUCUUCUUGGAUCUUCCGACGCCGGAUCGCACCAGGCUGUUGAGCGAGCUCGCGGCGAAGGUCUUCCAGUCUACUAUGGGCCACUGA